CUGAAGUAGUUGUUGUCUCCUAUCUCUUACAAUUAAGAAGAGGGGUCAUCAAGUAGUGUCCAUCUUCAAUCUUCAUACGUAGCAAGCCUGCUAAAACACAAACAAAUUAAACCAGCCUCCUUGUUAACUUUCGUAUCAAAGCUAACAUUUUCCAAUGGCUGGCCUAUCUCUUGAUCAUCCAUUGGCCUUCACCUUUGGCCUCCUCGGCAACAUCAUCUCCUUCAUGACCUACCUGGCCCCACUGCCGACGUUCUACCGGAUCUACAAGACCAAGUCGACGGAGGGAUUCCAGUCGGUGCCUUACGUGGUGGCUCUGUUCAGCGCGAUGCUGUGGAUCUACUACGCACUUCUCAAGUCCGAUGAGUUCCUGCUCAUCACCGUCAACGCCGCCGGCUGCGUCAUCGAGACUCUAUACAUCACCAUGUACCUCGCCUACGCGCCCAAGAAGGCCAAGCUGUUCACGGCCAUGAUCCUGCUGCUCCUGAACGUGGGCGUGUUCGGGCUCAUCCUCCUCCUCACGAUGCUACUUGCCGCCGGCGAGAAGCGCGUCGUCCUCCUCGGCUGGGUCUGCGUCGGCUUCGCCGUCAGCGUCUUCGUCGCCCCGCUCAGCAUCAUUCGCCAGGUGGUGCGCACGAGGAGCGUGGAGUUCAUGCCCUUCUUCCUCUCCCUCUCCCUCACCGUCAGCGCCGUCGUCUGGUUCCUCUACGGCCUGCUCAUCAAGGACAAAUACGUCGCACUACCGAAUGUCAUCGGCUUCACCUUUGGGGUCAUCCAGAUGGGCCUGUACGCUCUCUACCGCAACGCGACGCCCAGGGUGCCAGCAAAGGAGGUUGCCGACGUCAAGGCGACGGUGGUGGACGAUACCUUCAAGGUGCCUGAGCACGUCGUGACCAUCGCCAAGCUCGGGGCGCCGGCCGUGGAGAUCUUGACCAGCGAGGUGCACCCGGUGGAGUCCCCGCCAACAGAGGAGGCCAAGAAGGAGGACGACGAGCCGUUGGAAGAAGAGCUGGGUGACGCGUCGAAAAAGGGAAGCAACACCACUGAGCAAGUCUAGAAGAAACAUGCGUAGUCUGAGUCACAAUUACGGCAACGCCACGCGUGGUCAAGCCCAUGUACUGAUGCACACACAUAGAUGUAUGCAAAACGUAUGUGAGCUAUGCAACAAGGGAGCAAGACGAGGGAAAAAGAAGGGGACUAAGUCUGGACUGGAGGGCCACUGCUGGUGUUAUUUUAUUAUAAUCCAUAGACUGUUCUUGUAGUAGCUUUUUCUGAUUAGUAUGUAUCAUUGGCAUGGCAUUUAUUUGAUUACUAUUCAUUUUC
Molecule: messenger RNA, 1320 nt
Organism: Setaria italica (foxtail millet)
Lineage: Eukaryota; Viridiplantae; Streptophyta; Magnoliopsida; Poales; Poaceae
Product: bidirectional sugar transporter SWEET14
Exons: 6
Coding region: 155-1054 (299 amino acids)
Biological process (GO): carbohydrate transport
Cellular component (GO): membrane
Molecular function (GO): sugar transmembrane transporter activity
Source: RefSeq, a predicted model, not a curated record